Lemur catta (Ring-tailed lemur) is the source of this 1586-nucleotide messenger RNA. It is a transcript of the gene PTCRA, whose product is annotated as pre T cell antigen receptor alpha. The transcript has 4 exons. Bases 77 to 856 code for a protein of 259 amino acids. The record is from RefSeq and is a predicted model, not a curated record. Gene Ontology annotation, biological process: negative regulation of thymocyte apoptotic process. NCBI's taxonomy places the organism in Eukaryota, Metazoa, Chordata, Mammalia, Primates, Lemuridae.
GCAGCCUUGUGGGUGCCUCCUCCCCCAGCCCACACCUCAGGUCUGCAGCUGGGUCCUGCCUCCUUCUGGGUGGGCCAUGGCUGGGACAUGGCUGCUGCUUCUCCUGGCCCUGGGGUGUCCAGCCCUGCCCACAGCACCCAUAGGUGCAUACUCUUUUGCAGGUGUGGGCAGCACGCCCUUCCCUUCCUUGGCCCCACCAAUCAAGCUACUGGUGGAUGGGAAGCAGCAGAUGCUGGUGGUCUGCCUGGUCCUUGAUGUUGCACCCCCCGGCCUUCACAGCCCCAUCUGGUUCUCAGCUGGCAAUGGCAGUGCACUGGAUGCCUUCACCUACGGCCCUUCCCCAGGAACAGAUGGCACCUGGACUAGCUUGGCCCAGCUCUCCCUGCCCUCUGAGGAGCUGGCAGUGUGGGAGCCCUUGGUCUGCCACACUGGGCCUGGGCGCCACAGCAGGAGCACACAGCCCCUACAGCUGUCAGGAGAGGCUUCUACAGCCAGGACUUGCCCCCAGGAGCCUCUCAGGGGGAUGCCGGGCCAGGCGCUGCGGUUGGGGGCGCUGCGGGUGCUGCUCUUCAAGCUGCUGCUGUUUGACGUGCUCCUGACCUGCAGCCGCCUCCGCGCCUGCCCGCCGCCUUCUCCUCCCGCGGCGGCCGCCCGCCUGCGAGCCCUCCGUCCCCACCGGCUGCGCCCGGCCACGGUGACCGAGGGACCAGAGGCCGCCGGCUCACCCAGCCCGCUGUGGGCGCUGCAGCCCCGCGGCCGCCGCGGUGAUCACACCCGUCCGGGUCUGCAGCCCCGGCGCUCAGUCUGGCGGGAGGGGACGUUCUCUACCUGCCGAGCUUGGGGCUGGUGCUCGUGAUCCGCCCUCACUACACCUUCCUCAAGUCUAGGAGCAUUUUUUAUACUUGACCUGCCUCCUCCUGCAGACCGGAGCUUCCUGGGGGCUGGGCUCUGCCUCCCCGCAAGACUGAGGGCUUUCCAAGGAAAAAGGCUGUGUCUCUCCCACCAGACGGGGAGCCCCUCGAGGGUGGGGAUCCACCCAGGUACUGGGGCAUUUGAAGUGCAGAAACUGAGAACAAUUAAAGAACGUAAAUGUCACAAGCAAAUGAAAAAUAUUUGAACUCACAUCUGCCCUGGGAGGAGCAAUUUGGCAGUUACAGGAAGCAGAAAUCGAGAAGGCUGCCGUGAAGAAGAGGGCUUCCUGAGAGUGAGAACUGGGGAACUGUGUGUGGAGUGGGCUGGCAGCUGGGGAGGAAACUGCCCCAUCUCUGACUCCUUCCCCCACUGCCAGGCCCUGGGCAAGGCCCUCUCUCUGUCUCCUCACCCUGGGCCCAACCUCCGUGAGAGGUCAAGGCAGGGAGCCCAGGAAGCCAGGAAGGUGGGUGCUGGGCCUGAUUGUGAAGUCUUGUACGGGCUUGACAGAAGUGAACAGGGCCAGGAUUCCCAGGUAACAGGAUCGUUUCUCAUGCCAAAAGCAUGAGAUGGUAAUUCCAAACUUACAGGUUAUUAAUCAACUAAGGGUCAUUAUUCAUUUGACAAAUAUUCGUUGAGCAUCAAUUCUAAUCCAGGUACUAAAGAGUUUGGCUUUU